AUGCCACUGUACGAUCCCGCUGCUCUCCAGUAUUUAACACCACAUCGACUCUCUGGGGAUCUGUGGCCGUACGUAUUGUGCAUUUGUUUCAUUUGGUGCAUUGCGCUCAUCGUCGGGCUGAGACGACGCAAAUUCCGGUCCCUUCAGGCUGAGACUAGCCUGUUACCAACAACAUCUAAAGACUUGGACGUGGGCUUGGACUUGGCCAAAAAAGGGUCUAACGUUUGCGAUCUGUACCACUUUGCGCCACUUGGAGGGAUGGACCCGGAGACAUCGCCACUCAUGACUAGUGGUCAGCUUGCAGCAAAGGCCGACAAUGACAAAGCCGCUGGUAGCACAAACGAAUUCAAGGAUGAGUCAGGUUCGAACAACGCAAACGCGGCACAGCAAGAAAAGCCAGAAACUCAACCUGAAGAGACUCCUAGCCGAGCCGAGAAGAGCCCAGCAUCGUCACCUCUGGCGGUUGACGAAGAGCCCCCUUGGAGGAGACAGUCUUUCCCAAGAGACCAAACACAUCCAGGGCCUUUGAGACAAGACUCGACACACCAUGAGAUGGAACACGUGCCAGAUGAGUUCCACGCCGGUAUAAUAUGGCGGCGAAGAACGAUUGUAUUCGAGGGUAAAGCAUAG
This is a messenger RNA of Exophiala spinifera, 630 nucleotides long. RefSeq lists its product as uncharacterized. The record is from RefSeq and is a predicted model, not a curated record. Bases 1 to 630 code for a protein of 209 amino acids. The transcript has a single exon. Lineage: Eukaryota; Fungi; Ascomycota; Eurotiomycetes; Chaetothyriales; Herpotrichiellaceae.